Hippopotamus amphibius kiboko is the source of this 6596-nucleotide messenger RNA. Its product is annotated as zinc finger protein 347-like. Gene Ontology annotation, cellular component: nucleus. Bases 1729 to 3582 code for a protein of 617 amino acids. The transcript is spliced from 4 exons. The record is from RefSeq and is a predicted model, not a curated record. Lineage: Eukaryota; Metazoa; Chordata; Mammalia; Artiodactyla; Hippopotamidae. Gene Ontology annotation, biological process: regulation of transcription by RNA polymerase II. Gene Ontology annotation, molecular function: DNA-binding transcription factor activity, RNA polymerase II-specific; RNA polymerase II transcription regulatory region sequence-specific DNA binding.
UGGAAGCGUAGUUCCCAGAGCGAAGGUUGUGCUACAGGGCAUAGGUUUCUCCUUCCUAGUGUGAAUCUGUGGUACGCGGUCGCCGUUACUCCAUAUUCAGCGUCUCGGAGUCACUACACACCUAAAAUCCCAGCACCCGGGCCUCCGCCCCCAGUAAAUCCAGACGUCGCAGAUACAGGUCGGGCCUCCCGUUCGUAGUUAGCCUUUCCCCUCACCCUGCAUUUGGGGACAUGAAGUCGACCAGCCCUGUGACACCCCGUGUUCUUCAGUCCAAAAUUCCACCCGAUGGAAGGUUGGUGUCUUCCUGUAGGCGGGCAUCUUAUUCAGUCGCCAUCCCUGUAAAUACGUGGCCAAGGCGAUCAGGAGAGCAGAGAGAGUGAGAGAGGGAAACAGAAAAACUGAGGCAAACGAAUGAGGGAGCAUCGAAAGGAACAUAGAGGAUGGCUGAGCGACUUGUAAAUAGACUAAAAUGAAAGCGAUUAUGCCUUGAAAGGAGUAGGUGAAUGACAUAGAGAAGUAAAUAUAAAGCUAGAUCUCUAAAGAUUGGAGAGCAACGUAGAGAGAGGGGCUCUGGAUCAGCGGGAUAGGAUAAAAGAUGGAACAAUGGCCUUCAGAGCAUCAUGGUACUGGGAGAAUAUGAGGACAAAGGAUGACAGGAAGCACAGAUGAAGAGGGAGAACAGGAAAGAAGCACAGCCACCUGGGGAGCCUGAAAGUGGGAAGGAAGGGAGUGUAACAGGGAUAGAAAGUGUGUAACCCAGAGGGCAGAGAGGGAGCAGAGGUGGGGAAAAAAAGAGGCAGAAAAACAUAGACAUUUAGGACAGUCAGGAUGGAGAGAAAGAAGAACAAGAGGUGAACAGGUUGCAGAGUGGGGCAGGACAGGUGAGGGAAGAAAUAGGAGGGCAGGAAGAGCAGGAGAGCAGAGGGGAAGAAAAAGAAAGAAAGAAGUAGGGAGACGAGUAAACAGAAUGAAAUGGAAACUCAUAGUAGUGCAGGUAGAGGGGGGAAACUGGAUGAAGUCACAGUGUAUUCCUCGUGUGUACAGCAUUUUUAUUCAUCAGUUUAUAUCAAUAAAGCUGGAAAAGAAAAAGUGGGAGAUGUGCUGGGCUUGCUUCCUGUGAGUGGUGCUCAGUCCAGGAUUCACAUUAGAUUGAUGAGGUAUUUUGCAUAUACGUGUUUUCUACCCCCUGACCAGAAAUUUCCCUUCAUACAGUCGGUGUGAUGUCCAACCUCAGCAGUCUUUAACGUGCCGGAAGUGAUUGCAAUUUGGAUCCAUCAUUAGGCAUCAUGACUCUGAGUCCCCCCAUUCCUGAGGGCUGAGAUCUGGGCUGCGGGUGAGGGGCUCUGCUCUGCAUGGGGAUGGAUCAGGACCUGGUCUGUGACCUGAAGGGGGAUUGUGGGUCCAGAUGAGGUGCCCGCUGCUGCUGUGUUCGUGAGGGUCUCAUGGGGAGGGAGUGAGAUCUCAUGGAAAGGGUGGGAAGACUACCCUGUUGGUCUCUGUGGGGGAGUUUACUGUCCUGAGUCCCUCCUGUGACAGUGGGCAGCAGAGGACUGUCUGUUCCACGUGGUGAGGUCUUCCCUGUGUGUGUGGUUGUGGCACAGGAAGGGGAUAUAUGGAUUCUAAGCAUUAAGCAGCAUAUUUUCGCCUUUCAAGAACAACCUCUAAAGACUCACGCUGUCUGAGGAAGAAGCCCUGAAGAGGAGGAAGGGAAAAGAAAAAGAGUCACUUAUGGCUCUUUCUCAGGGACUGUUAACAUUCAAAGAUGUGGCCAUAGAAUUCUCUCAGGAGGAGUGGGAAUGCCUGGACCCUGCUCAGAGGGCCUUGUACAGGGAUGUGAUGCUGGAGACCUACAGGAACCUGCUCUCCCUGGAUAUCUCUUAUAUACAUGUAAUCAAGAAAUUACAACUGAAAGCAAAUACCGAUAGAGGAGAAGUAUUCCGAACACUGAAGUUGGAAAGACAUGAAAGGAGUGAAAUGAAACAUUUUUACCUCAGGAAUGUUCAGGAAAAUAUAUAUGACUUUGUGUUUCAGAGGAGAGAUGAGGAAAGUCAUUACAAACGAAAACCUACAACCCAUGACGAAAAUCUCACCGAGAAGAGAGAUCAACAUGUUAGAAGUGUUGCAAGAAUCAAGCCUAUUGAAAAUAGGCCGGCAUUAAGCUUUUGGGUUGAUCUGCAUACUGAUAAGGAUAUCAGGAGUAGUGCCUCAUUUUCACCACUUGAAGGAACUUUUAGUGUGGAAACCAUUUCUAAUACAUAUGCAAGUGGUUUUAUGCAUCCUUCAGUGGUGACACAAGGACAGAAAUCACGCAGAGUAAGCUCUUACAAAUGUAAUCUGUGUGGCAAAACCUUCCUUAAGGGAUCAUACCUCCAAAGGCAUGAAGUCAUCCAUACAGGAGGGAAAGUUCAUAAAUGUGAUGUAUGUGAAAAAAUCUUUACUCACAAUUCAUAUCUUGCAAAGCAUCAGAGAAUUCAUACUAGAGAGAAACCUUACAAAUGUGUUGAGUGUGGCAAGCUCUUUCGUAUAAAAGCACACCUUACAAGUCAUCAGAGAACUCAUACUGGACAGAAACCUUAUGAAUGUAUUAAGUGUGGCAAGCUCUUCAGUGAAAAAAAAAACCUGACAAGACAUCAGAGAACUCAUACUGGAGAGAAACCUUACAGAUGUAAUGAGUGUGGGAAAAGCUUUCAUUACAGCUCAAAACUUGAAAGAUGUCAGUUUCUCCAUGCAGAAGAGAAAUUACAUAAAUGUGAUGUGUGUGAAAAUGUCUUUUCUCGAAAUUCAUCACUUGCAAGAUAUCAGAAAAGUCAUACUGGCGAGAGACUUUAUAAAUGUAAUGAGUGUGAUAAAUUCUUUAAUCAAAAGGCAUACCUUACAAAGCAUCAGAGAGUUCAUAACGAAGAGAAGUCUUACAAAUGUAAUGUGUGUGGCAAGGUCUUCAGUCGAAAUUUAAAUCUUGAAAUUCAUCAGAGAAUUCAUACUGGAGAGAAACCUUACAAAUGUAAUGAAUGUGGCAGGUUCUUUUCUCAAAAGGCAAACCUUGGAAAGCAUCAGAGAGUUCAUACUGGAGAGAAAUCUUACAAAUGUUAUGAGUGUGGGAAAAUCUUUAAUUACAGCUCAAAACUUGGAAGACAUCAGUUUUUUCAUACAGAAGAGAAAUUACAUAAAUGUGUUGUGUGUGAAAAUGUCUUUUCUCAAAAUUCAUUACUUGGAAGAUACGAGAGAAAUCAUACUGGGGAGAAACCUUAUAAAUGUAUUGAGUGUGGUAAGUUUUUUAGUCGAAAAGCACAUCUUAAAAGUCAUAAGGGAACUCAUACUGGAGAGAAACCUUACAAAUGUAAUAAGUGUAGCAAGCUCUUUAGUCGAAAAAGUAACCUAACAAGACAUCAGAGAAUUCAUACGGGAGAGAAACCUUACAAGUGUAUUGGGUGUGGUAAGUUCUUUAGUCGAAAAUCACACCUUAUAAGACACCAGACAGUUCAUACUGGAGAGAAUCAUUACAAAUGCAAUGAUUGUGCCAGGGUCUUUAGUGAAAGAUCCCAACUUGUAAGUCAUCAAAAAAUUCAUAGUGGAGAGAACUGAUACAAAUGUAAUGAGUUUGUCAAAAACUUUUAUUGCCUCUCAGCCCUCAUUCAACACCUGAGAACCCAUACAGGAGAUAAAUUGUAUUGGGAUGGCCAAAAGGUUCGCUUGGUUCUUCCGUAAGGUAACUCUGGUAGCACUUAGUUGUUUUUAACUUCAUUCAAAACAAUUUUGUUAGCUUGUAUGUGACAGUUGUCAUAUCAGUGUGCAUUUAAAAAAGGACUUAUCAAAAAUGGUGAAGUUUUGUGUAGCCAUUUUAAUAUCAAAGACGGAAGAAAAGAAAUUUUGCCAUAUUAUGCUUCAUUAUUUCAAGAAAGGUCAGAACACAGGAAAAGAUUUGUGCAUUGUAUGGAGAAGGUGCUGUGACUGAUCAAAGAUGUCAAAAGUGGGUUAUGAAGUUUCGUGCUGGAGAUUUCUUGCUGGAUGAUGGUCCUCAGUUGGUAGAUAAGUUGAAGUUGAUAGCAAUCAAAUCGAGACCUUAAUUGAUAACAGUCAGUGGUAUACCACGUGGGAGAUAGCCGACAUACACAAAAUAUUGAAAUCAGGCAUUGAAAAUCAUUUGCACCAGCGUGGUUAUGUGAAUUGCUUUGAUGUUUGGGUUCCACAUAAAUUAAGUGAAAAAACCUUGACCAUGUCUGCAUAUGAUUCUCUACUUAAACAUAAAACAUUCCAUUUUUAAAACAAAUUAUGAUGAGUGAUGAAAAGUGGAUACUGUGCAAUCAUGUGGAAUGGAGGAGAUUGUAGGGCGUGUGAAAUGAACCACACCAAAGGCUGCUUUUCAUCCUUCUUUGGAAGGAUGUUGUGUAUAUGAUGGGAUUGGAAGGGAGUCCUCUAUUAUGAGCUGCUUCCGGAAAACCAAACAAUUAAUUCCAACAAGUACUGCUCCAAAUUAGACCAACUGAAGGCAGCACUCGAUGAAAAGUGCCCAGAAUUAGUAAACAGAAAACGCAUCAUCUUCCAUCAGGAUAACACAAGACCACGUAUUUCUUUGAUGACCAGACAAAAAUUGUUACAGCUUGGCUGGGAAGUUCUGAUUCAUCUGACAUUGCAACUGUUGGUCUCCAUUUAUUUCCAUCUUUACAAAAUUCUCUUAAUGGAGAAAUUUCAAUUCCCUGAAAGACUGGAAAUUGAUAAGUCACCUGGAACAGUUCUUUGCUCAAAAAGAUAAAAAGUUUUGGGAAGGGGCUUCCUAGGUGGCGCAGUGGUUAAGAAUCUGCCUGCCAAUGCAGGGGACAUGGGUUCAAUCCCUGCUCCAGGAAGAUCUCACAUGCUGCGGAGCAACUAAGCCCAUGUGCCACAACUAUUGAGCCUGUGCUUUAGACCCCGUGAGCCACAACUGUUGAGCCCAUGUGCUGCAACUACUGAAGCCCAUGCACCUAGAGCCCAUGCUCCACAACAAGAGAAGCCACGGCAAUGAGGAGCCAGUGCACCACAAUGAAGAGUAGCCCCCACUCACCGCAACUAAAGAAAGCCCGCGCCCAGCAAAAAAGACCCAACACAGCCAAUAAAAUUAACUAAUUAAUUAAUUUAAAAAAAGUUUUGGGAAGGUGGAAUUAUGAAGUUUCCUGAAAAAUGGCAGGAGCUAGUGGAACAAAAGGGUGAAUAUUUGUUCAAUAAAGUUCUUGGUGAAAAUGAAAAAUGUGUCUUUUAUUUUUACUUCAAAACUGAAGGCACUUUUUGGCCAACCCAAUAUAAAUGUGGUGAAUGUGGUAAAGUCUACAGUUGCAAUUCCGACCUUGCAAUUCAUCAGAGAAUUCAUAAUGGAGAGAAAUCUUUCUAAGGUAAUGAGUGUUGAAUAUCCUUUACUGAGAUCUCAACCAACACUAUAAAUCAGGUAAUAAAUACAGAGGGGAAACCAUAUUAAUGUGAUAUAUGUGGGAAGAUCUUCCUUCAAAAUUGAUACUUUAGGGACUUCCCUGGUGGUGCAGUUGUUAAUAAUCCGCCUGUCAAUGCAGGGGACGCAGGUUUGAUCCCUGGUCCAGGAAGAUCCCACAUGCCACUGAGCAACUAAGCCCGCGUACCCUAACUACUGAGCCUGCACUCUAGAGGCCGCAAGCCACAACUACUGAGCCUACGUGCUGCAGCUCCUGAAGCCCAGCACCUAAAGCCAGUGCUCCCCAACAAGAGAUGCCACUGCAGUGAGAAGCCCAAGCACCACAAGGAAGAGUAGCCCCUGCUUGCCACAACUAGAGAAAGCCCGCACAGCAACAAAGACCCAACAAAACCAAAAAAAAAAAAAAAAAAAUCGAUACUUAAGGAACAUCCCUGGCGAUCCACUGCUUAAAACACAAAUGUAAUGUGUGUGGCAAGGAUUUUACCCAGAGAUCACAAGAUGGGACAUACUGGAGUGAUACCUUAUAAAUCAAAUGAGUGUGACAAAACCUUUCCUUGAGUUCAAGUAUUAGUUAACAGCAGAGUCCCUUGAAGAGAAACCCUUCACAUGUAUGAUCAGAGGUUUUAUCCAGGCCUCACAGUGCACUAGAUUUCUCAGCAUACAUGUUUGAUAGAAACCACACAAAGCAGUAUGUGUGCUAAGGCUUGUACCUGAAGAUCAGCACUAUGAAACAUAGAGGAUUUAUUUUGAAGAGCAAUGUUUCAAAUGUCAUGGAUGUAAAAAUUUUCAUCAGCUCUCCAAACCUUUGUUUUAAUGAGAACAUUCAUAUAGUUCAGAAACUAUAGAGACUUACUAAACAUGGAAAGAAAUUGACACAACAGUGCAUCCUCAAGGUUUACCAAAGAACUCAUAUUGGGAGGGAAUCCUUACAAAUGUAAUGAAUUAGGUAAAUUUUUUGAGCAAUUCUUACAGCAGACCACAUAUCAGAGAAUACGUACUAGGAAUAAAUGUCUUAUUUUUCAAAGGUAAAUGUGAGAUACUAUAUGCUGCAGAAUCACUGCAAGUGACAAUAUGUUAAAACGUAUGACAUGAUGUGUGUAGUACCAGAAGAAGAACAUUUGUGGAAAUAUGCUAAUAUCUGUCAGUGUAAAUAUUUAAUUAUUAGAGAUGUUUUGAAAAG